AUGCCUAUAGAAAUGCUCUCCCUCAUUAUUGAAAACGGGUUUAAGGAAGCAGAUAACCUCACGCGCGUGCGCUUUGUCCUGCGUGCUGCAUCUGUAUCUCACACCUGGCGCCAGCUCGUCUUGAGUACGCCCUCGCUCUGGACCUCCAUCCACGUCUCUCUUCCUUACAGACCACCUAUUACAUUCCUAUCAACCAUGCUUGAACGGUCUCGCGCAUUGUCGCUCGACAUCGAUAUCGAUUGGGUCCAUCCAGGACUUCCGCAUUUGCGACGACCAGAGUUGCAAUACCCUCCAGAACUCGGCGCGGACUACAUCCACGGCGUCAUGAACCUGCUCACCGGGCAUAUGGUGCGGUGGCGGAGCCUCGAUAUGUGUACAGACUACGAUGAACCCGAGACGAACCUCUUGUCGCUUUUGAUUGGGACAGCACCUGUCCUGAAGAAGUUCCAUCUGUACUGCAUGGACAUUUUCCCUUCCACUGAAGAUGACGAUGAUGCAGUUGACCUUCGUCGAUUCGAGGCACCCCACCUCAUCUCUCUGCACUUAGAGUCAUUGCCUUCUGACGAAGACUUGGCAAGGGCUAUCAAGCGGUUUCCAUCAGUCGCCGAAGUGACAUGGGAAGAGAAGAGCGAGCCUUGGCUGCGAUAUGAGGGCCUGCAGCUUAUGCAGAUCUUUCAGCCUCUCCGUGCACUUAAACGCCUAACCCUUGGCGGACUCGACUUCGAGGAUUGGAAUCCGAAUCCGCCGAGUAACACUGCGGUACAGACAAGCCUGCCUACGCUUGAAGUGAUCGAAUUUUAUAAUACGGAGUACUACAUCCUUGGCGACAUCUUAGUGAACAUUUUGGCGCCGUGUCUACGUCAGGUCAUCAUCCACGAUGCUCAGCACGUCGACGACAUCGGUUCCACGUUUCAGGGAUUCUGGAACCAUUCGACUCGAUUCCCGCGUCUGCACUCACUGGUCCUCGACCGCGCUACCAGUUCAUGUGGCCGCAUACCGGACGCAGGCGCAUUAUGGGCGGUGUUUGGCUUUUUCCAUUCCAUUCGCAUUGUCACCUGUAAACACCGACGGUGCGAUCCAGAAGCUAUCCUGCACUCCUUGUCCUUCGCCCACAGAGAUGGCUGGUAUUUCCCAAGGCUGAAGAGGUUGACGGUCUAUCCUACAUCCGAGGUCAUAGUAGAUCUGCUGCGCCGCAUUGUGCAUAAUCGUGUUCAGGCCGAGGCUUUGGCCCCGCGCGAAGGCGUCACACGCCUAGAGACACUUGAGGUGCACAGCGAAGUACCCAUUGAUCAAUCUGACGCCGACGAUCUCGCGAAAGCCGUAUCGACUCUGAAAUGGAUGUCUGAAAAGCCAGACUGGGAGGUCAACAAAGACCGCUUUCUGGGACAGUAUUACGGCGUAGAACUGAGGUUUAUUCUCCACUCUAGCGCGUGGGACAUGAACCUAGGCGGUAGUUGGAACUCAAAUCGACGAAAUACAUCGUCGAUUGAGACAGUCUGGGUUACUGAAGUGGUGACUUCCACAGGACUGUCAACUGCUGUCGCCGUUGUCGAGCCCUCUUCUUUUGUUACGUCUCUACUCCUCUCGCCGCCUGCCCCUCCGAGUCCUGCGCUGCCUGUCUCGAGCCUCUCACCAUCCCCGGCGCCUUCAGUCUUCACGGAGAUCCUUACCAACACCGUCACAGCAACGUUGACCAAACCACCUGCAACGAUUACUGUCUCCGCUCCCCCGCAGACGGUUACCGAUGUUGUCACCAUGUCACCUCUGCCCCCUGCUCUUGUUCCUCAAACCGCAUGGUCAGCGCCGUCUCAAAUGACGGACCUCGCGGCCUUUAAUGUCACCAACUUCGCCUCUGGCCAGAAGAAUCUGCACAUCUUCGAUGUCAUCCCGGUAGAUACUACUGUGGUUACCCUUGCAGCGAUGGCCAAUGCUGUGGUUGGCAACCUCUCGUCUGUGAACGCAGCCCCGGCACAGAGCAACUCGACAGCAGUCAUGCAACUGUUCUACCCGGCGAACUCGAUCAACCCUGCUAAUGAACCGCAAGGCGGCGCAGACUUUUACGCCACACCGCUUGACCUUCAUGAUGCUCAGAAUGUGUCAUUAGAAUAUAGCAUCUUCUUCCCGGCCGACUUCGACUGGGUGCAAGGCGGGAAGCUACCUGGAAUUUAUGGCGGGCACACGGGCUGUUCCGGCGGCGACGCUGCCGUAACCUGUUUCAGCACCCGCCUUAUGUGGAGGGCCGGCGGUGCCGGCGAGCUCUAUCUGUAUGCCCCCAAGGAUAAACAGACAGCUGCCCUUUGCUCAACGCCACCGCAAUCUGUGUGCGACGCAGCCUACGGUCUCUCGAUUGGCCGGGGGUCCUUCAACUUCACUGCUGGAGGCUGGACACGUAUUCGCCAGACCGUCGCGCUCAAUACACCCGGCCAACAAGACGGUGGCUUUGUCCUAGAAGUCAACGGACUGCCUGUCAUCAACCGUUCUGACGUGUACUAUCGUGACGCGCCGGCUCCUUCAGUCAAUCCCAGUUCUGGAGACGGAGACGACGACGGCGACGGCGACGGCGACGCCAGUGACGACGACAGCGACGACAGCGACGAUGACAGCGAUGACGACGGCGACAGUGACGAUGGCGAUAGCGACGGCUCACUGGGCGACAUUCUGGGAAACCUCCUAGCUCGUGUUGCUCUCUGGCCUGAAAGAGGCGUCUUGGUGCUCCGUGAUGCGAUCCAGGAUUCUCAGUCUACUCUGCUCCCGUCUCCGACCGCUCUGGCGCAGCUCCAAGUAACCGACGCCGCUGCAUCUGCUGUUCUUGCUGGCUUUAUGCCUACUUCGCAGGCGAACGUCACCGUGGUUCCAGAAAUGUCUCUGGUGAGAAGCACUAGCACGGUACAGGCGGCCCUCAUCACAGAAGUGGUCACUCCGACGGCGACAAUGACAACAGUCGUGUAUCCGUCCGCGACACCCAACGAUAUCAUGUUUGCCAUCGAGGACGUAGAAGAGGCAUCACAGCCUGUCAGGUUCACAGGGCUGUUCUUCAGCACGUUCUUUGGCGGGCACGAGCCCGAGUUCGCCACACCCAAGGAUCAAUACGCAUGGUUCAAGGACUUCUCGAUGACCAUCAAUAACUAG
This is a messenger RNA of Postia placenta MAD-698-R-SB12, 3129 nucleotides long. RefSeq names its product polysaccharide lyase family 14 protein. The record is from RefSeq and is a predicted model, not a curated record. Lineage: Eukaryota; Fungi; Basidiomycota; Agaricomycetes; Polyporales; Adustoporiaceae. The transcript has 6 exons. The coding region runs from base 1 to 3129 and encodes 1042 amino acids.